AUGGACCCAAGAUACAACAACAACUUCGUGCCCCCGACCAGGGCACCGUCCGCCGCGCCAUCAAUGGCCGCGUCGGAUUUGACAUUCUACACCGCUCGCAAUCAAUUCUAUGACGUCGAGACGCUAGACGAGGAGGCACCCUCGCCGCCGCCCCAGAAGCGCGUGUCCAGCUCUCGCAACAGCCACAGGCGACGCGGAAGCCGAGCCAGUCUUGACCGUCCGGCAACAGCACAGGCUAUCAAGCGUCAUGAUUCUGGAUAUGGCUCCAACGGACACAGCUCCAAUGGAGGAUACGGAUACACCACCAACGUCGUAAGCCCAAGGCCGUCAGUCUCCCAGUAUCGCCCAGCCACGGCCCACGCCAAGCGGCCCUCAACCAACGCCCUCAACCAGCAAGGCCGCACGGGACAAUCCACCCGCCGUCGCGUCCCCAAGGCCUACCAGGCCUCCAACAACGACUCUGGCCUCCAUCUCGCCCGGCCAUCCACCUCUGCUGCCCGGAACUCGAGCACCUUCUUCCACUUCCCGGCGGCAAACGACCCCUUGGCGGCGCCCAGGCAGGAUUUCAGCACCCACGCAGACUUCACCACCCACGCCCCUACUCAGUACCGCGCCAGGUCCAGGUCCAGGCACACAGACUACCAGACCAUCGACGACUCCAGGGGCGGCUUCGGCGGCUGGCUCAAGCGCGCCUUUGGCUGCAUGUCGGCAAAGGAGCCCCGGGGCAGCGUGCGCCACUACAGGCCGGAGAUGGACGACUCGUACUACGAGGAGAAGAGGGCGCCUCACCCGCAGGGCUGGCAGGGUCAGCCUCUCAAGAUGAAGAGCUAUUAA
Molecule: messenger RNA, 834 nt
Organism: Clonostachys solani
Lineage: Eukaryota; Fungi; Ascomycota; Sordariomycetes; Hypocreales; Bionectriaceae
Source: the annotation of a GenBank genome assembly